Messenger RNA from Pantherophis guttatus, 6040 nucleotides. RefSeq names its product golgi associated PDZ and coiled-coil motif containing (gene GOPC). Gene Ontology annotation, molecular function: transmembrane transporter binding. The record is from RefSeq and is a predicted model, not a curated record. Gene Ontology annotation, cellular component: Golgi apparatus; trans-Golgi network transport vesicle; membrane. Lineage: Eukaryota; Metazoa; Chordata; Lepidosauria; Squamata; Colubridae. Gene Ontology annotation, biological process: negative regulation of protein localization to cell surface.
UUUUUUUUUUCCCCGCACGGCGGGUUUUUCCAGCCGCCGGCCGGGUGACAGAAGCGCAGUCGUUUUCUUAGCGCAUGCGCCCGAGAGAGAGAGAGAGAGAGAGAGAGUCGCUUUCUCUAAUCGCCGCCGUUCCUUCUCCGCCUGCGUCUCGGGGCAGGACGCCGCCGCAGCCGCGUCUCGUACCGUCAGCGCUGAAGGCGGGCGCGCGUCCCGCAGCCCUGCCGAAGUCGGGCCGCAGCGUGUCGGGGGCAGGAGCGCAGCGCUACUACCCGCGAGCCAUGUCCGGCGUGGGGGUGGAUUCCUGCGGGGGAUCGGGGAUCGGGGCCUGCGGCGGGGGGGCGGCGGCGGCGGCGGCCUCUUCCUCCUCCUCCUCCACCUCCUGUUCCCCCGGUGGAAGCGGCGGCGGCGGCGGGCUGUCGAUGUUCCGCUGGCUGGAAGUCCUGGAGAAGGAAUUCGACAAGGCGUUCGUGGAUGUGGACUUGCUGCUGGGCGAGAUCGACCCGGAUCAGGCGGACAUCACUUACGAAGGGCGGCAGAAGAUGACCAGCCUGAGCUCCUGCUUCGCCCAGCUCUGCCACAAGGCGCAAACGGUGUCCCAGAUCAACCACAAGCUGGAGGCUCAACUAGUAGAUCUGAAAUCAGAACUGACAGAAACUCGGGCUGAAAAGGCAGUAUUAGAAAAAGAAGUACAUGACCAACUAUUGCAACUCCAUGCCAUUCAACUUCAGCUUCAUGCAAAGACUGGCCUGAAUGUUGAUUCCGGGGCAAUAAAGGCAAAAUUGUCUGCCUGUUCUUUGGAGGAUAUGGAGAGAGAACUUGAAGCCAGCAAGAAAGAAAAGGUGAAAGAAGCCCAACUUGAAGCUGAAGUGAAAUUGCUUCGGAAGGAAAAUGAGGCUCUACGUCGACACAUAGCUGUGCUUCAGGCUGAAGUAUAUGGAGCCAGACUCGCAGCUAAAUAUUUAGAUAAAGAACUAGCUGGAAGGGUUCAACAAAUUCAGUUGUUGGGUAGAGAUAUGAAAGGACCUGCCCAUGACAAACUUUGGAACCAGCUAGAAGCUGAAAUCCAUCUGCACCGGCACAAAACUGUAAUCAGGGCAUGCCGAGGUCGAAACGAUCUAAAACGACCCAUGCAAGCACCCCCAGGGCAUAAUCCAGAUUCCUUAAAGAAGAGCCAAGGUGUUGGUCCAAUCAGAAAAGUUCUCUUGGUUAAAGAAGAUCAUGAAGGACUAGGCAUUUCAAUUACAGGAGGAAAGGAGCAUGGGGUUCCCAUUUUGGUCUCUGAAAUUCAUCCGGGUCAGCCUGCUGAUCGCUGUGGAGGUCUGCACGUUGGAGAUGCCAUUCUGGCAGUUAAUGGAGUUAAUCUGAGAGACGCGAAACACAAAGAGGCUGUAACUAUUCUUUCGCAACAGAGAGGAGAAAUCGAAUUUGAAGUUGUAUAUGUUGCUCCUGAAGUAGACUCAGACGAUGAAAAUGUAGAAUACGAGGAUGAGAGUGGACAUCGCUAUCGUUUGUAUCUUGAUGAAUUGGAAGAAGGUAGCAAUUGUGCUUCCGGUAGAAAAGAUGGAAGUGGAGAUAAACCGUUACAAGUAUUUGAUAAGAAAGCAAGUAUUGAUGGCCAUGAAAAUGGAGACCUGGGGAAUACAAUUGAAACUGAAGAGACUGUAUCUAAACUAGCCCAGUCUUCUGAGAGCUUAGCCUAACCCCUCUGAAUGGGACUAGUAUCUCCUUUAAGAUGGGUUUCAUGGGCUGUUCUAUAUGAUAAAUGCCACAGAAAGUUACAGUGAAGGACUGUUCAUAAGGUAAAGAGACACUGUGUUACCAUUGUCUGUAAAACAAAUCUGUUCUGGUUGGUUACCUCAGGGCUUCAUUAUGAACAAGUCUAAAUGUGCAAAAUGUCCCACUUUUUGAAAAAGUUGCCCAUGAAUUUUAGCACCAAAGUAUUAUUUUCCCUCCAAGACUUUUCCUGAGUUCAUUUUGGAUUGUACCUAUGAAUGCAAGUAUAGAAAGAUGCAGAGGAGCUGUAAUGCUUGAUUCCUCUCACAUAUACCAAAAACAAAUAAAAUGGUAUCCAUUUGCUAAUAAAAUAGGCUGCAGCUAACAAAUAAGAAUGGCUAAUGGUUUAAAAAUACACCUUGCAAGAAGGUGAAAAGCCAAAAAAAAAAAAAAAACCCCAACCCCCACCAAACUUCAUAAUAUUCAAAAUAAAUAUAUAUUUUGCUUUAAAAUCCACAUGUAAGAUUUUAAAUAACAAUUAUUUAUUUGGAAGUAAUCUUACUUAGCUCUGAAUACUGUAUGUAGUUUUCUCCUUUCAAAUAUUCUUGUCUGUUGAUGCUGAAUUUGGAUAUAUUCCUAAAGCAUCAAGCAGAAUAUUUAUGGUAACUUAAAAAAAAACACUAAAUGUGAAAUGAACUUACUUAAAGUCUGCCCUUAAAAAUUGUACAAGUAUCCAUUUUCUCCGAGCUGAGUAAGGUUGGAUUCAUAUAGUUGUUCAUCCUACUGCUCAAUAACUUUAUAAUCACUGCACAUGUCAUAUAGGAAUUAGCUUGUCUGAGGGAAUUCAGUGUUCCAUAGAUUAGUAAUUCUAGUUUAUUUCUAAAGUUGUAAAAUGUAGCUCACUUAAAUUAGCUCUGGGCUGUUCCAAGGGCCCACUUUCACCUUUGUCCUGAUCAUAUUGUAGAUGACUAUAAACUGAUCAUUCAGUUUCUAUUCACCAUCUAUCCAAUUGUAUUCUUAGUGAUUAUUGGGGAGGGGAGAUUUUUAUAACGGCAUGAGGAAAGGUAUUUAAAUUUGCUACUAAAAUUCUCUGCAAAGGCAGCAGGUUCACAUGAGGUGAUUUAUUGGGCACCUGAGGCAAUUUAUUGGGCACAUAGUAAGCAGCACUGCCUCAUUGUAAGUUAUCAGUUAAUGGCUGGUCAUCAGUUUAUGUGGGGUAAUUGGCCAUGUAAUCAUUGCCCAAGUCAUCUCCAAAAUAAAUUGUUGGUAAGCACUGAUCAUACAUUGCAGGCAAGAUAGCAGUCUUGUCAGAAGCGAACGGUCCAUUCCAUGAGUAGAGCCAUUGUAGGUGAAGUUCUCUACUUAUGAUGAUGGGAGAUUAAUAAUCACUACUCAGAUUACUAAUCAGUAAUCACAAGGCCAUCAGUGACUCAUGUCAUGCUACGUGAAGACGUUUACACGAGCCAUCUCUGAAAAGGGAGAGUCAAGCAUACAUAUUCUGUAUCUUGUGAGGUCCUUGCAGGACUAGCAGAAAAAUGAUUAAAGUCCUGAUACUUCACAGAACUAUAUUUUUGGUAUUAUUUUUUUAAAAACUCAAAUGUUCCAAAACCUGAAAACGCUCAAGGCACUUUUAGAAUGUGUUGGUAUUAAUGGGGUUGUCUUGGCUAAAUUCUUGUACUGCUGUGUAUGUGUGCGUGUGUGUUUUAGGUACAUGUGUGUAUACAUACCUACACACCCACAUACCCACAUACCCACAUAUAAAUGUAUACAUAUGUGUCUUAUUAAAACUGCACACUCUCUGUAUGCAAAUGGUUAAAAACCAUGUAGCUUUUUUAAAUUAUAGGAUAAAGCAUGAAAUGCCUGCUUUCCAUUCCCUUUACUGCAGGCAAUUGAAAUGUAAUAUUUAAAAAUGUAUUUUGAGAGUGGAAAUAAUGUAACAGGAAACUUUGUAAGUGUUUUUUUUUCUAUUGACUGUAUAUAAAUGGAGAACGUAUAAAAAGGCCUUUAAUGUAAUGUCAGUUAACCUUAUGUUCAAUGUUUAAAAUGUUGUGUUAUGGAACACAGUUAAAUAUGUCUCUUCUAGCUGCACUAUAUACAUGUUUAUAGAGAACUUUAAAAUGUAAAUACUGUAUGCAAAUAUUUUGCCAUUUAUAAUGUUGCUCAUAAAAUAACUUUUGUGCAUCAUUUCACUCACUUGCUCAUGGAAGUGUAUUUAAUUUGCAGUAAAUUUUAAUUGCUGCCCUAAUGAAUGUUUCACUGUUAAAAUACUUAUUUCCAAGGCAAGCCAGGAUUUUCAGUUAGACAAUGAGACUGUAAAAUGUAUGAAGUUGCUAAAUGUCUAUGGAGAUUCAGGUUAUGUAUCCCAAAGGUGCUUUUUUUCUAGUUGCCUCAAGUCCAGUUACCUCUUGAAAAAGUGCCUUUGGGAUAGGAAGUUGCAUAUGAAAAAAUGUAUUGUUCCAUCUUACAGCUAGUCCUCAAUUUACAACUGUAUUUGAGCCUGCAAUUAGGGUUGUAAAUUGGACCAGUAGUUAAGCAGAUCACCCUAUGACUAUACCUGAUUUUACAACCGUUUUUGUGGUGGUCAUUAAGCAAACCCCAUUUCACUAAUGAGCACUUUUUGCCGAAAACAGGAGUAAAUGCUACAAACUGGUAAAAAAUUGCAGUCACAUGACCACAGGAUUCUGUAAAUGGCUCUAAAUGUGAGCCGGUUGCCAAGUGCCCAAAAUGUGAUCAUGUGACCAUGUGUGACUGUGUGUGGCUGUCGGAAUUUCAAAAAUUUCUCAGAAGUAGCUCUAUUGUAACUUCGACCAAUGGUCAUUAAGUGAGGACUAUCUUCUACUAUAGAUGCAGAAACUCCAUAUUACAUAGUUAUUUUCUUAAUUAAAAUGCUAGUAUAAUAAAUUUGCAUGCCCAUCUUUAAAUCAGCAGGAAAUUGACUAUGUAGAAUACAAUUACCAAACAUAUGUUUCUAUUUAAGUUGUAAUUUAAUUCCCCCCCCCUCCUGCAGCAAUGUUAAUUCAUCAAACUGUUUUAUGGAUUCUCUUCCGAAUACAGUUACAUUUUUAAAAAAGUAGUAUGAAGACAUAAAUCACUGCGGGUCAAUUAGAAAAAUUUUUUUUAGUUCUUCCCUCGAAUAAUCUACUACCAUCCAUAUUCUUCUUUUCAUACUUAGAGAAAUGAUGACUGCAUCACCAGCAUCGAAAAGCACAAACAGCUAUUUAUUAUUACAUUUCAGAGAUGGAAUAUUGCUUUGGUUAAAGUGGUGAAGAUUUUGGUAACAUAGAUACUGAAAAAGAAGUGUGUGUAGGGGAGGCAGAAUACAACCCUAUUUCACACCUUUCUGGAUUGAGAUAACUGCAGAGAGAUCGCAUCUGACUUGCAUAACUGUAUUUCCUUGCAGCAAUUUAAUUAACAGAAUAACUUCUGAUUAUAGAGUAAUAAAAUGGUCUUUCUCUAUGGAGGGGAUCAAAGAUUGAUUUUCAGUCAGCAAAGGCAACAUACAGGGAGUUGGUAUAGAUAUCUGUGUAGUUCUCUGCUACAAACUCUAGGUUAGCAAAUUGGUCCCCAGUUGCCUGUCUUUUCCCAAUGCUUUCUUGUUUGUUGACUGGAAAUUUCUCACAUUCUAGCCUAGGGGUGUCAAACUCGCGAUGACACGUCACGUGAUGAAUUGCAGCUUUCCCCUUCACUAAACCAGAGGUGGGCGUGGCCAGUGCAUGAUGCAUUCGGCCUGCGUGACCAUGAGUUUGACACCCCUGUUAUAGCCCAUCCAGAAGCUUAUAAAACAGUAAGGGUUAUAUAAUUUAUAGUUUAGGAUGUGUAGAAUGCUUAGGAAGCUAAGCAAAUGAUAAUUGGAAGGCCCUUGCUGUUAUCUUUAUUAAGAAAUAGGACAAUAGUAGAACUAUUCCAGUCUUUUGGCAUUGCGAAUGCAUUAUUGAUAUGCAUAACUAGAGAAGCCAGAGGGAUUCUUUUGCCUUCUACAAAUCAUGUGAUGUUUUACUCAUUCUUCAUGUUUUGGUAAAGGUAAUAGUUAGGGGUCUGAUCAGAGUGUUGGCACCCUAUUAUCUAGGAUUUUUCAAAAUUUUGUUUGUUAGAUAAUUAACAAAUGUUACAAAAAAGUUAGUACCUAGCCAGUGUGGUAUAGUGGCUAAAUUGUUUGACUAGGAGCAAGGAGAUCAGAUUAGUCCAGCCUCAGCCAUGGAAGCUCACUGCACAACUUUGAACUAGUUGCUAUUUCUAAUCCCAGCGGGUUGGGAUAAACAAAAGGAAAAACUAUGUACAUUGCUUUGUGUAAAAUAUAUUGCCUGUAUAAAAUAUAGUAUGUUCUUCA